Messenger RNA from Stegodyphus dumicola, 9467 nucleotides. RefSeq lists its product as uncharacterized. Gene Ontology annotation, cellular component: nucleus. Gene Ontology annotation, molecular function: RNA polymerase II cis-regulatory region sequence-specific DNA binding; DNA-binding transcription factor activity, RNA polymerase II-specific. The record is from RefSeq and is a predicted model, not a curated record. Lineage: Eukaryota; Metazoa; Arthropoda; Arachnida; Araneae; Eresidae. Gene Ontology annotation, biological process: regulation of transcription by RNA polymerase II.
CUCGGCUUCUAAUGGUCUGUGCCGUCCGCUCGUAGCUCCCGAACUCCGCCUCACUCGUGACAGGAUUGGUCGAGCGGAGGAGUCACGUGCUUCAUUUAACUCCCAUAUUUCUGUCAACCUCGGUCGCGAUGAUUUACCGUCCGUUUAUUUUCUGAUUUAUCUCCCGGUGAGACAGCUAAUUUAGAGGCCUCAUCCUUUUAAAAGUAAGCCCCCUUUAUAAUAAAACUGGGCCCGGAAAAAAAGGUGUCCCGCUAGGUUAUUAUGAAUUCUAAUGUCGUGUACGCCUCCGUUUGCCGUAACGGAGGGGACGCGACGGCUUACGGGACGGCGGCCAACCCGCAGCCGCAACAACCGUUGUACAACGGCGGGACUACCGCGGCUUCAGCGGCCGGCGGAGAUUCGAUAACUGCAUAUUACCACCACCAACAGAAUUCGGAUCGUCUGAUACAACCUGCUGGACCUUCUUACCUUCCUACAACUCUAAUGACCCCUUACUCGAGCGCACAUGAGUUGCGGACGCCGCCGCUGCACCCUGAGGCGACGAACGGUCAUCCUACACCACAUCAGAUCAUCAGUGAAAGCAAUGGACUUAGUUACACUAAUCUUGACCAAUCUCAUUUUCACCAACAACAGCACCAUCAGAGAGUGGGACAUCCCAGUAAUCCUACACCGACGUACCACCACCAUCACCACCACUCACCGUACAGUGCCGUAGCUGACGUAGCCCCUCGAAACGCAACGUACCAUCACCCGUAUCGAAACCUCGACUAUUCCUACGAAAUAAGUGGUCAUCAGGCGCCGGACCAUCCUCAAGGGGUCCCUCUCGGACCCGAAGGGGCCCGCGUAGUCACAGGAUUCGGCGUGCCACCUUCUACUUAUCCGUACUUAGACUCCUUGAGCCUAUCGAGAAGAAACGGGUACGGUGGUUAUGAAAAUUAUGAUCCUACAUUAAGAGAAAGUUGUCAGAUGAAUGGGGGGUACCAGUACGGUUCCCCUGUGCACAGGAACCGCUUGCCGACUGCUCAACCCACACCGGUACCCACUUAUAAAUGGAUGCAAGUGAAAAGGAGCGUACCGAAGCCACCUUCAAAACCAGAUUACAAUGGUUAUAAUUCAUCAACGCCAAACAGCAACGAUCCAAACGGAGGUCCGGGCACAGGGCGAACUAACUUCACAACAAAGCAGCUAACCGAAUUGGAAAAGGAAUUUCACUUCAACAAAUAUCUCACUAGAGCUAGGAGAAUAGAAAUUGCGACAGCUCUACAUUUGAAUGAGACACAAGUAAAGAUUUGGUUCCAAAAUAGGCGAAUGAAGCAGAAAAAACGAAUGAAAGAGGGUCUCAUACCAACAGAUCCAUCGAGUUCGGGAGGUGAAACUGGUUCCUCACCGCCAUCUGUCACGGGCUCUGUACCUGUGAGCUCAUCCAAUAGUGUUCCUCCUGCCUCUGUUGUUACAGGCGGUCCACUUACAUCACCGGACAAUAGUCAGUGACAUAACAGAAACGCAACGGACAACAUGAGUCCCUUUCCCUUCAGCCAUAAAUGCUCAAAAGAGAUGGUAAGUUACUGCACACUCUCUCUUAACAGCUGAGUAUACCGCGAAUUAGUUCACCAGAAACUGAUUUGAACUCUCUGGAUAGUGAAGUUUACUAAAAGGAGGAAAUCGAACAUCUUGCUCUGAAAAGACUUGAAAAAGAGCACUUAGACCAAGUAAAGUUUCAUACCGGGAACUGAUUAUCAUUUAUGUACUUAACACUUUAUUAAAGAGUCAACAGUGUACGGACAUGCGUGAUGUGAUAAGUAAAGAGUAACUUAAAACGUUACUCUCAGCAUUUUUAACAUAUUUAAUUAUUAGAUUUCAUGUUUUAGGGAAAAUGCUAUUAUCUCUGACAAUGUGUUCAUGUUUCACUUGAAACUUUCUUAUUUUCCUGCUAAGAUGAAUAUUGAACUUAAAAUGUAAUUUAAAUAGGAAAAAUACUUAAAACGUUAAUAGCAUUCUCGUGUUACAAAACAGGAUAUAGAUAAUGCUACAGUAAAAUAUCUAUUCGCAUAAAUCAGUCUUUAUGUUUUACGCUUGAUGUGAAUAAUUAAAUAUUGCUUGAGGUUUUGCUGAAAACUACAAAAAUAUGUAACUUUACGCAAGAAUUGCAAGAAAUUGUAAACUGCAAGAAAAUUUUAUCCGAAUUUCACAACCAGGAUACUAUUUUAGUUUGAAAUUAAUAUUGAACAAACGUAAAAAGGAAAAAUUCUCUCUGUUCCUUCUUUUUAAAUGGGCAGAGUAAAUGUGCUUGUUUUUCUAACAGUAGUGUCUUAGAAUAUUGUAUCGAGUUAAAUUAUUGCAUCAAAAUAUUUUUAUUGAUGAGGUGAACACGAACACAAUUUUGGUUGAAAUAUUGAAAUUCUGUGUUUAAUGUAGGGUAUCAAAAUAUAACAGAAAGUAUUACGAAAUGUCUGUGCCUUUGAAUCAGAAAUCUUUUGAAAAGUUUUUACUCGAAUUUUAAUACUUUUUGUUGCCGACAAAUUAUUUAAGAAUCAUUCCUUUCUAAGAAUCCGAGAAACAACGCUUUACUUCCGUCUCAGAUUCAGCCUAAACGGUAGAAUUGAGCUACAUUCGGUAUUGAAAAAGAGAAACGAACAGGUUUCUUGCACAAGCAAUUUUAUUCAUAAAGACAUUUUGUAACUUUCUUACAGCUAAAAUGAAACGGAUUUUUAACGUGAGUAAAUUAUUUUCUUAUUUCGUUAGUUAGAAACUAAAUAGCAACAUUUGCUCCUCUUUUCCUGCAAAAGUUUAUAUACGAGGCUUAUAACUUUAAUGUUUGCAACUAUUUGUUCGAAACUGAUAAGAAAGAGACACUUUUAUGAAACUUUUGAAGUCCUUCGAUGUAGUUAAACCCAUUGCCAGUGAUCUGGAAGUCCUAGUACACCCACAGCAGCCUCUGUUCAGUUGAUGGUUUGAAUGGGACAGUCUAUUUCCUUACGAAUCUCGGGAACAUUUCAAAACAAAUGUCACAAAAUGUUUUCUUUAUUUUAGGAAACAAAUCAUUAUCACAGAGGCUUAAGCUCGAGGAAUAGGUAGAUAGCAGAGCAUUUUCCAUCCCUUAUUAAGCGAACAAACCACAUUCACUUUGCGUUACGUAUCCAAGCCUUCUCGUGUAAAGUGGUAGGAGGAUAUCCCAGAAAUCAUGUUUUUUUUUUUUUUUUUUUUUUUUUUUUUUUUUUUUUCCCCUCCACAUAGCUGUUCACGAGUCACAUUAAGAAGAUAAACAGUAAUACUGAAUAUUCAUUAACUGUCCUUGAGGAAAGCCAUCACAUUCAUGCAGGAAAAUCUCCAUAACUUUCACACUGCUUGAGUUCUGAUGAACUUUAGAUUGUCGUGGUGAAGCUUCAUGAUACCACUUUUGGCAUUUCAGUUUUGGCUCAAACAUUCUAGAUCAUGUCCCAUCUUGUUUUAUGACAUGGUGUAAGAAAGCUUCCCCUUUGCGCUCACAGAACUUCAAGGGAGUUUCAUUAGCAUAUUAUCGUAGGCAUUUUUUGCAUUUCCAAGAAUUCCAAUGUUACUGUUUCGAGGAGAUCAUAGCUAGAUAUUUUUAGACAGCUAGCUCACAAAAGACACUAUUCUCAUUGCAUUUUGCAGGAAUGUACGUAGAUUUGUAAGUGAGAACCCUUUUCCUGUAAAUUUUUUCCUUUCUUUCAUUUCUGUAUUAAUUUUUCUGUUCCCUUACGCCUACAGCACUUCCUUACUGCAAGACUAGUUCAUUUAGUAUCAGGAUUGGUCUUUCAUGACCCACGAAAAUGCAUGUACCCUCAUUUUUCAAAAAUAGCAGAAGUAAGCUUAAAAUUUUUAAUUUUUUAACUAUUAGUCUAUGCUGAACGUAGAGGAACCUGUUGAACUGUGAAGCGAUUUAUCUCUGAGUUCAAGUGCGUAACGACAAAGCCCAGAGAAGGGUUAAAAUACCUUUUAUUCACUCAAAGAAAUAAUAACAGUUGGCCCCUUUUUAAACUUACAGGAAGCCUACACUUGGGCUUUAAAUCAAGAUAAGGAAAUAAGAAACUAAUCUAAUUCUAAACUAAACUGACUUAGCAGAAGCUGCGCACGAUUACCUAGCGUAUUUGACGUUUAAUUAAAUUAGCCGCGACUAUCAACAGACACGUACCAUAAGGCCGAGCGUAGUUGAUUUAAUACGAAAUAGCUUGGCAGCAAAUAUGCGCCACUAAGGAUUCUUAAGCUCUCCUACUGAAGUAAGCUGAACCUUCUUUAAAUAUUCCUUAUACCUCAUUUAAAUGCAACGUGAUACUAAAAACUCAUUCUGGUAGGGAGUUGUAAGUGGGAGGCAAAAAUUUAAAGGAAGGGUUUCAAAAUUAAAAAUAACUGUUAUAAAACUUAAAUAAACUUUAAACUUUAAUAAAUCUUAAUUUAAAUAAACCUUAAAACUUUCAUAUUGUAAAUAAUGCAUAAUAUAAAAGAAGGCAUGUUCUUUUCUCAAUUCCUAAUGCUUUAUCAAAAUGUUUGCCGUUCAGUGGGCAUGCAUCUUUGUAUUGAUGUUAAAGGACAAAACUCAAAGUACGGCUGCCCUAUUAUUCGUGUAAAAUUUCAAAAAAAAAAAAAAAAAAAAAAAAAAACAUUUGUUAGUAUUAUAAAAGCUAAACAAACUUACAUAAUGAUAUUUGUCAUUUUCUCAUUGCAAUUAUCCAAACGUUUGAUAUUUUUUACAUAGCAGAAAGUUCAUAUACCAAAUGUUUAAAAAAUUAGCAAUCACCACAUAGAUUCUUUACUUCUUAAGUAUUUGGAGUCACAAUUAUUUCUGGGAGAAAUAUAAAUCAGUUCAGGAUUCAAAAUUAAAUCAGAGUUAAAAAUUAAAGCGUCAUAAAAUUAAAAAAAAAUCAAAUAUUGGUACUAAAUAUGGUUAUUAAAUUUGGUUAUUUUGAUUAUUAAAUUAUGUAAAUUAAUAGCAUUAUUAAGAGGACAUAAUGCUUCAAUAAAAGACAUGAAGAGAAUAAAUAGCAGGAUGCUUCAAUAAAUAACAUGAAAUAUAUAACUUUUAAGAGAUUCCAGAAAAGAAAAUUUUAUAGUCUAAAAUAGUUUUAUUAUUGAAGAAGGCAAUCCUUAUUUUCUAAUAAGUGUUUUGCGAAGUUAUCUUAAACAUUCAGUAUUUUCAAGUGGAACAUGAGCAUAUGUAAAGUGAAAAAAAAAAAAAAAAAAUCACAGCUGUUUCAAAAUUUCUGAGGGUUAAGAUCGCAUGUAUUUCAUCUUGUCGUAAAAACGAUCAUGUAUUAAAAACUGUGAAUAAGUCCUUUAUUUUAAUAAAGAAGAAAUCUUUUUAGAAGUUUUAAGUUUAACGGAAAUGUCUUUCAUGGGAAGAAAAAAAGCAGCAAAUGUAAAGAAUUAGUUUAAUUCCGAAGAAAGUGCACUAUUUAUGGGAAAAAGACAGCUGAAGAAACUGCUUGUAAAAUUACAGAAUAUAAAAGUAUAUUUAUGUACAAAUUGUUCUGAAUGUUUUAAGCUUUUGUGUUACAUUAUGUGCAACAGAAAUUCAUAUCAAAAGUUAAUAUUUUGGCAAGAAAUGCGAGAAACGUUUCCUUUCUGAAAUAUAGUUAUUGCGAUUCCAAUAGUUCAGUAACAUUUGCUCUUUUUUCAGUUAAUGUCAUCUAAAAAUUUGAAUUAUUACCUCGAAAGGUAUGGAAUUGUAAAAUAUUAUCUGUUUUGUCAUUGUUAAGUUUUCAGUAACGCUUGACAUGUUAUUACUUGCGAAUGUAUUACCUGAGAGUAUGUGUCCAAAUAAAAAAAAAUGGCGAAACAGAAAAGAUGAAAAAAAAAAAGUUAUGUAUGUGUCUCCUCAUAUUAUUCACAAGUCCCCUGUUAACAUAGUAAUUUUUAUUUUUAUUGUUAUUUUAUUGCUUAUUAUUGCUUGCUUUGAAUAUAUUUCGUGGUCGAAAAGCAAUAUUUUAUUUAUUGUGAAAAAAAAUUUGAAAUUUAAAGAGAAAAUUUUUGAUUGCAUAAUCUAGAAACGAUAUAAAAAUUGAUAAAAUAAAUAAAAACUAGCAUUUUUAUUGAGAGGUAAACUUUUGCGCUUUGCUAUAAAAAUUUCUCACAUAUAUUAGGCUCCUUUAAGCGCUCUCAACAAUAGAAGGAUUUUAAUUUAAAUAUGCAAGUAUUUGUAAAUUUAGAUACAAAUGCUUAAGUUUUAUAAUAUUUGUGACUUCUUGGAAACAUAUCAAGGAAUUUUUGACGCACUUAGGAAACAUUACACAUGGAAAUUCAAUAAACUUUUAUUACUUACGUGUUGCUUUCAGUAACAGUUACUUUAAAGAAAUGGUUUUUUUUAUGUUGAAUGAAUCAUAUAAUUAUAAAAGUAUAUAAAUAUUUCUUAGAAAUAGCUUUAGUAAGUAUUUAAUACUUUGUCAAAGUUUUAUUUUUUUUUUUUUUUUUUUGCAAUUUUUUUAAAAGUAAGAAGGCUGAUAAAAGCUUAAUUUAUAUUUUUAACUGUUUUAUUUUAGAUUUCUAAUAGAUUUACAAACCUGUAUUUUAUGAACAAAACGAAUCAAAAAAAUAAAAUUGCGAAAUUUAUUGUAAAGAUGUAGUUAUUAAACAUCAUAAAUUUAUUAUAAUUUCGAUUAUGAUAUAUAUAUAUAUAUAAAUCAAAUUUUAAGGCGUUAUAUAAUAAUAGAUACUAAUAUUCAAAAUAAUAAAUUGUAGUUUCAAAGAUAUGAAAUCGCUACUUCUUUAUCAUGUUGUGAGAGAACAUUAUACAGAGCAUUUGAAAAUAUACUGUGCCCUUGCACAGAUUCGAAUACGAGAUCCCAUAUUAACCGCAUUGACAUGUUAAAUGAUGCGUAAGAGCUCGUGAAGGGAUAAAUGCCUUUAAUAUCUUACAUUAUCUUCACCUACAUUUCUCUGCAUUAGUUAUUUUGUAUCUUCUUCUGAAGUAUAUUCUUUAUCAUAUGAAAUCAGAAGAUUAAGUACACACUAAAAAUUAAUAAUAACUGGCUUAGAACUUUGAUAGGCGUUAUGAUGUAAGGUUAUGUUAUUAAUCAGUAAAUAAAACUUACAACCUGGGGAAGAAAAAAAAACAACCCUUGCCCAUAAUAACAUUUCUUAAUGAGAAAUUCUUCUUUUUUUUUUUCCAGUUUGAGAAUGGCGUUUGAAGCAAUACUUUAGUCAUUUGGAGUCAGUUUCUAAAUUCAUCCCCAAAAUCAAUCAAAAUAGCUUAUAGCUCAAGAACACAGAAUAGUCAACGAAUUAAUUCAUUUCCGAAAGAUGAAAAUAAGUUUCAAGUCACUUUAUUAUGUCCCUGAUACUUAAAAAGUAAAUUUUAAAUAUUUCUGCUUAAAAUAGUCACAUAAAAUAUUAAAGUCCUUUUACAUUUUCCAUCAAAUUCUGAAAUAUGCAGUAAAUAUAAUUUAAAAAGAAUCUCUGGUUCGCCAUUUUUUUUGUUUUGCUUACUAAUUAUUAUGCUAAAGAUUUUCUUGUCUCUGUGUUAGCAAGAUGAUUAUCUUGUUUUAGGGCGUUGAACUUACGUUCAAGUAUUAUGAAACCGAAUUAUGUAUAUAGUUUACCUUUUUUAACUUUGUAAAUACAUUUUUUACAAAUUUUUGUUUGAAAUUAAAGUGGCUGAUAAGGUAUUCAUAAAGUUAUAAAUAUUAAACAUAUUUAGGUUUGAAACAGAAGAUUUUAAUCAAAACUGAAUGAAAAUAAUAUUGUAUAUACACAAAUCAAAUUAUAUUUUAUAUUAUCUAAUGUUUUAUCCCAAAAUGGAAGGGCUUCUAGAAAUUUCCUAUUGUUGAAUUAAACACCUGUCGGCCACUUUAAAACAUUUCUCAAAACUUAAAUUAUUAAAUACGUUGAUUAGUCACUAUUUGUACACUUUACCAAAUAUGUCUUUGAAUUUAUGUGUGAAUUAUACCUGUAUAGCUAUUUAAUGUUUUACUCUGUGUCAAAAUUUGUUUGGAUUUUUCUAUAUUCUGAUGUUAGAGUAGAUGGGCAUUGAAAGGCGAGAAUGGAAAUACAUUUACUUCUGUCCCAAAUUAUUUUCUUGUGUCUACCAUACAGGCAAACAAAGGCAUCUGCAUUUUAAUAAAAGUAUAACUAAAUUAUUCAAUGAAUAGUUUAAGAUAUUUUAGUGAAAAAAAAACUCUUUAAUUUAAAAAAAAACUCUUUAAGCGCAAAAUUUAAGUCAAAUAGCUUUAUUUAACUUGUAUUUUAUAUUAAAUAUAUAUAUUUUUUAAACUUACGUCGGCUUCAUUUCGUGUGAAUGUUCUUUUAUUUAUUUGACGCUAAGCAGAUUAAAAUGAAUUUUAUGCUAUUCUUCGGUCAUAUUAAAUUACUGGUGGAGAAAGUGUUCCAACUCAAAAAUCCAUAAUCAGUUAUGAUCUGUUAUCGCAGGUUAUUUUCUCGCAUUAAAUCAAGACGCAUAAUAUUGUAAAACUCUUUAUUUCUUUACUGAUAGAUUUCAAUCAACUGACUAAAAUUAGGUAAAAUAGCAAACUUAGUUUGGCGUAGAUUUUGAAUAAAAUUCUAUCGAUUUCGUAGGCCGACAGACAUAGGUCUAUGGCUCACAGGUCCUUUUUCUUCAGGAACAAAAAAAAAAUUUCAAAAUGGAUACUUGGAUAUUUAGAUUUAUAUUGGUCUUCAGCUACUUCUUUUAAGUAGCUUUUUCCAGUCGUCUCUCCUCCUAUUUUGUAUAAAGGUUUAGCUCCUGAAGAAAACGGACCUUUUUCUGUUCAGCCUCGAAAUCGAUAGAUUUUUACUACUCCAAAUUAAAGUUUAAGUUUUGUCCAGUUUGAUUAACUUGUCUAUGCCUCGAAUGCUAUAUGCUUCCCUAUUUUUAUUUCUUAUUAAACAUCAUACAAUCUGUUCACAUGACUUUACUCGGAGAAUCUUAUUUAAUGACAAAUACUUUAAGACAAUUAAAGGCAAGUUGUAAUCAGAUUAAUUCAAUAAAUUAAAGAAACAGCUUAAGUUAAAAUAUAAAAUUAUUCAAUGCAGAUUUGUAGACCAGUACAAUAUUCAAAAUUGUAAAUGGAGACUUAAAAUUAGUUAAUGUGAGGUACCAUCAUAUGAAUGAAGCAGUAGAAACUACUUUAUCAUUUUUAAAACUAGGAUGUAGAUGCCUUAGUUUAUUGCCUUGGUUACUUUUACUGCUUAAAUAUACCACGACACAUAUGCACAUCACAUUUGCAUUAAACUACAUAAUGAAUAAAAACAUGUAGCACAUUUUUCCUUAUUCAUGUGUGUCAAGAAAAAGAUAUCAAUGUACUUUAAUCUCAUAUUUGCGUAAGCAACAGUUGCCAGUGUUUUAUUGUAAAAUAAUUAGUAUGUAAAUGUUUUUAAUUCCAGCUGCUACCCUGUAUUACUAAAAGUAUUUCUAUUCCCUCCAUACUUGUCAUAACGCCAUCGUAACAGCCUUAUGCCAUAGAUUAUCAUACUGGUAUUUUCAUGAGAAAUAAAGACCGUUGCAAUUGUUUCGUUAA